AGCGAGCGACACAUUGAUGCUGCGGGUGUCACGGUUAAUUGAGUGAUGUCACCGGGAACGGUGUUUUUUUCUAGAUAGGCGGUUACUGCUUUUAUAAAUAAGAGGCGGGCUGGUGAUGCAAUAAGCAACGGGUAGCUCCUCUAGGCUAUGCGAUCAGCAUCAAAUACAGCCUAUAUAGGCAGCUUGACCCCAUUAAAAUAGCAUCCUCUUCUCUAAUCUGGGAAGAACAAAGCAAACCAUGAUGUUGCCAACGUCCUUGGUUUGUGAAGACUGGUGGAUGUAUGACGGCAUAGAUCGAGCGCAUUGAUUUUAUAGUGCCUGCCAGGGAAUAAGGGAAAGUCCCUCCUACAGUCAGGGCACAGCGAUGAUGUUCUUCUUGAAUCACUUCAGGCAACGUAUGUAGUCUAUACUACGGGCCUGCCUCGCCCCCGGUUGCACGCGCCGUGCAUGGACAGGCUCGGGACUGUCGGUGCUCAUGCAGUCAGCUGAGCCCGAGCCAUCUACAACGUGUGCGUUUCGGUAUAACGCUAUUGUUAGAUUGGUCGGUAGUCGUUGGCUAGUAGUGGAGCAUGCUGCACGAGCUUUCCAUCUCGGUAUUCGGUAGGCCUACUAGUCAACUGCUGAACAAAAGCGCGCAAGGCGAUACGGUGGGAUAUGAUGUGAUGUGAUGCCGCGCAGGAUCACGGUGACAGUAGCGGAGAAACGGGAAUGCGCGCGACUACGGACGGGAAUCGCUGCUAGGAUACAGAAGAGAACAUGGGGACGGGGCCGCGCGAUGACUGACUGACUUUCUCCCGGUAACGACCAUCUCUGCAUACCGAGGGGUUCAAAAAGGAAAGAAAAAAAGAACAGACCAGCCUCUCGUUGAAGGCGUGGAGGAUCUAUCGGAGAGGAUGAAUCCCGGGGACCCUGCCCAAACCGGACCCGGUGAAGCCGGUCAGGACGGGUUGGCUAAAGCAGGGGGUGCGCGGGGGGAGGGGGUGAGAGCGGUGGAUGUGCUGACAGUUCUGAGGGAAAAAGUGGCCUUUGUUUCAGGGGGGAGGGACAAGAGAGGCGGGCCCAUCCUCACCUUCCCAGCGCGGACCAAUCAUGACCGAGUGAAACAGGAGGAUCUAAGCAGACUGGUCACCUAUCUGUCCACCAUACCCAGUGAUGACGUGCGUGCCAGGGGCUUCACGGUGGUCGUAGACAUGCGUGGUUCUAAGUGGGAGAGCGUCAAGCCGUUGCUACGGACACUCCAGGAGGGGUUCUCCGCCCACAUUCACAUGGCCCUCAUCAUCAAACCAGACACCUUCUGGCAGAAACACAAGACCAACCUGGGCAGCGCCAAACUCACCUUUGAGACCAGUCUAGUGUCGGUGGAGGGCCUGUCCAAGCUGGUGGACCCGUCCCAGCUGACCUCUGACCUGGGCGGUUCUCUGGAGUAUGACCAUGUGGAGUGGACGGAGCUACGGCUGGGCCUGGAAGAGUUCUCAGGGGCUGCUGGGCAACUGUUGGCCCAGCUAGAGCAGCUGGAGGCUGGGCUGACCCGCGUAGGCGAGCCCCAGGGCGUGGAUGAGGCCCGCAAGCUGCUAGAGGAGCAUGGCCGACUACGUACCACCGUUGCCACGGCUCCCAUCGAUGCCAUCGACCGUGAGGGGCGAAGCUUGCUCCAGCGCAUGCGGCUUGGACCCGCCCACAACGGUGAAGCCCCUAGCGAUGUGCCCAGCAGUAACCAAGGUUACGGAAGCUGGUUGUCGGGCGGGGCUGAUUUCCAGAGUGUAGCUCCGAAGGUGGCCGCCCUGCUGGAGAGGCUGCAGACUGCCAGGACACACCUGCAGCAGAGCUGGACCGAACGGAAAGCACACCUAGACCAGACCUUACAGCUGCAUCUAUACGAACAGGACGCUGCCAAGAUGUCUGAGUGGAUAGCCCACAGUAAGGAUCUGUUCCUGCAGAGUCAGACAGAGGUUGGCCUCAACCACCAGCAUGCCCUGGAACUCCAGACCCAGCACCAGCACUUCACCAUCAACUCUAUGAACGGGAGUGUGAACGUGGACGGGGUGGUCUCCGUGGCGAUGCAGUUGUGUGAGGGGUGUCACUACGGAGCGGAGCGGAUCGCGUGUGUCUCGUCACGGCUACAGGAGGACUGGAAAGGGCUGACGUCAGUGCUGGAGGAACGCAGCAACACACUGGUCAUGUCCACCGACUUCCACCAGGGGGCAGAACAGUUCCUGGGGCGUGUGGAAAGCUGGUGUGAGGCGUGUGCUGACGACUCGUUGUCGGCGGAGAUGGCGGAGCUGGAGGCGUCCAUACAACAACACCAGACGCUCUACGAGGAGAUAACAUCAGCCUACACACAGGUCAGUGAGAGCGGUAAAGCCCUAUUGGAAGUGCUUCAGCGUCCGACGGAGCCUGACGAGUCUGGGUUACCAGCUUCAACCACUGACUUCACAGCCGCAACGCACGGCAUCAUGGAAGUUCUCCACGAGGUCAUGCAGGGUCACCAGCAUGUCGAAGGGGCGUGGCAACACCGCAAGCUCCGCCUACACCAGCGUCUGCAGCUGUGUGUGUUCCAGCAGGACGUACGGCAGGUUCUGGACUGGGUGGAGCAGCAUGGAGAGGUGUUUCUCAAUAAGCACACCGGUGUGGGGAAGAGCCUCCACCGAGCGCGAGCACUGCAGAAACGCCACGACGACUUUCAACAGGUGGCCCAGAACACCUAUACCAAUGCUGAGAAGCUGCUGGAGGUGGCAGGCCAGCUGGCCCAGUCAGGGGAGUGUGAGGAGGGGGAGAUCUACUCUGCUGCUGGGGACCUGGAGCUCCGCAUGCAGGCCUUCAUACAGAGAGUAGUGCAGAGGAAGCUACUGCUGGACCUCGCUGUCUCCUUUUACACACACACCAAAGAGCUGUCAGUGUGGAUGGAGGGUCUCCAGAGGCAGAUGGCGGGGGAGGUGUGUGUGUGUCCUGACUCAGUGGAGGCUCUACAGGCUCUUAUCAGCCAGCAGCAGCAGCAACAAGCCAACACACAGGACGCCUCGCUCUCUGUCAUCAGGGAGGGAGAGGACCUCAUUCUACAGCUCAGGCCCCAGGGCAGUUCAGUGGGCCAUGUGGAGUCAGUGCUGCAGUCAUUGGAGGAGGCCCAGGUCCAGCUGGAGGAGCUGUUCCACCAGAGGAAGAUCAGGCUGGACGUCUAUCUGCAGCUACGCAUACUACAGCAGUGUUCUCUGGAGGUGUCAGGGGAGAUGGAGGCGUGGAAGCAGGACCUCCAGAAGCAGGCCCAGGACAUCACCACAGAGAAGCUAACGCUAGCACAACCGCGGCUAGUGGAAGCCAACCAGGAGAAGCUAGCAUUAGCGCAACCGCGGCUAGUGGAUGCUAACCCAGAAGGGCUAACGUUAGCGCAGCAGCGCAUACACAGACACAUGGAGCGACGGCUAGCCAUGAACAACAUGACCUAUGAGGUCGUACAGCAGGGUCACGACCUUCAGCAAUACAUCACCGAAGUACAGUCCUCAGGUAUUCAGCUGACGGCUGAGGGGGAGACUGAUCUGUCCUCUCAGGUGGAGGGGCUCCAUCAGCUUCUACAGGACAAGCAGAAGGAGCUGCACCAGAUAGUCGAACACACACACACACACCUGGAGCAAGGCUUGCAGCUACGCCACCUACAGAGUCAGGUCAACCAGGUAAACACACACACACACACCUGGAGCAAGGCUUGCAGCUACGCCAUCUACAGAGUCAGGUCAACCAGGUAAACACACAC
Salvelinus fontinalis (brook trout) is the source of this 3745-nucleotide messenger RNA. Its product is annotated as kalirin-like. Gene Ontology annotation, molecular function: guanyl-nucleotide exchange factor activity; protein binding. NCBI's taxonomy places the organism in Eukaryota, Metazoa, Chordata, Actinopteri, Salmoniformes, Salmonidae. The record is from RefSeq and is a predicted model, not a curated record. The transcript is spliced from 16 exons. Gene Ontology annotation, biological process: intracellular signal transduction; axon guidance. The coding region runs from base 894 to 3737 and encodes 947 amino acids. Gene Ontology annotation, cellular component: cytoplasm; postsynaptic density.